UAAAGAGAAGACAAAUGACAAGUAGCAGCAUCAGUCAAGCACUGGACGUCGGCCAUGUUAGUGACAAUCUUGCCGUAUUUCUUGGCCGCGCAGGUCGCCGUCGAUGACACCAGCCGGCAGUCAGAAUGGGCCAUGUACGGUGGCGAGUGCACUUACGACGUUUUCGUGAUGAUGUCUCUGUCGAACAUCACCCGGGCGGACGAUAAUUUCUGCUCCUCGAUCAAAUCCGAGCUCAAGUGUCGACCCAAGGGACAGGACUCUCUGAGUUGCCAUUUCCAGAACUCGCGGAUCCGGCACCCCGGCCCGGAGGAGGGCAAUUGCACGAACUCGAUGGGCUCCGUGCCCACGCGGACGAGGUUCAUUGACGAGGAGCCCUUCGAGAUCCGCUUCGACCCGAGGGGUAUCCAGAACCUGGUGGUGCACAGGACUAUUCCCAGAUGGCAGCUGGACAUGAUCAAGGUCAUAGUCAGCCAGUUGAACAUCGGCUUCGAGGUGUUGGAACGGCGCGAUCGAUUCGCCAUCAUGGAGAACUCGACGAUGGGUUACUGCGAGGUCGACGUCAAGUUCGUUCAUGAUAGCAGUGAAGAGAACGACGAUGACGAGCAUGAGGACGGUUCCGUUGAGCAGGGCGAGAAGGAGGGUGAGGACUUCGAGAUCCAAUUUAUGUCGACAAACAACAAGCCCGCGCGAACCUUGGACGAGAAAUUCCACGUGCAGAAGAUUCGAGAGCCUACGAGGUGCCCGCGAAGGACGAUCUACUUCUUUGGGAAUGAAGGGGAUUACAGUCGCGGCAAUGGGGAACUCUACAUGGACAUGACGGACUCAACGAGUCAUAUCAUGAUCACGAAGAAUAAAUUCAAGUCAUUAACAAUGUCGGCGGGCGUAAUGAAGAUGGCGAACAAAUCACAUGUAAUGCGGCCUCACCAGAACAUCGUCCUGAAGCUGAAGCGAAUAGAUCUUGCGCGAAAUUCACCGCCGGAAAUCCAGAAUCCAGCUUCGACCAGCCUGUUCGCAUUCUCGAGCCUAGAAACGAUUCCGGAAGACGCGUGACCCAAUUGUAUUGCAUUAAAGAUACAAAUUUACGAAAAAUGAGAUUUCAAUCGUGCGCCGUUCUAAAAUAAGUAAAACGUUUCCUGAAAUAAACGCUGUUCAAUUCAACACUCUUCUUCGCUACGAAGGGAAAAACAUAUCCCAUACAAUAAUGUAAAUCUGCGGGAUAUAUUGAAUUGUGUAUAUAAGAAAUAUAUAUAAGAAAUAUAUCUAAACUUUUUUUUAAAUAUUAUUACUAUAUUCUAAUGAAUAAAUUCUGAAAAUGCCUCCGUA
This is a messenger RNA of Dinoponera quadriceps, 1323 nucleotides long. Its product is annotated as vitellogenin-3-like. The transcript has 3 exons. The coding region runs from base 55 to 1050 and encodes 331 amino acids. Lineage: Eukaryota; Metazoa; Arthropoda; Insecta; Hymenoptera; Formicidae. The record is from RefSeq and is a predicted model, not a curated record. Gene Ontology annotation, molecular function: lipid carrier activity. Gene Ontology annotation, biological process: lipid transport.